Messenger RNA from Scaptodrosophila lebanonensis, 2937 nucleotides. RefSeq lists its product as uncharacterized. Bases 259 to 2937 code for a protein of 892 amino acids. Gene Ontology annotation, molecular function: protein binding. The transcript has 12 exons. NCBI's taxonomy places the organism in Eukaryota, Metazoa, Arthropoda, Insecta, Diptera, Drosophilidae. The record is from RefSeq and is a predicted model, not a curated record.
UAAUAAGGACAAAUGCCAAUGCCGUUGCCUUAAUCAGGCGCCAAAGCAACGUGCGCAUAAAUUGCAUAGACAAGCAACGGCAUCCGUAGUCAUAGCAGUAGAGUGUGGAACACAGUCACACACUCACUCACAAAUACAUUGACACACACACACACACCUGUGCAGGUGUUUGACCAACAACAGCUGCCGGCGGCUGCGUUGUGGCAACACACAUAAGACAGAGACCACAAGACUGCCGCAGCCGCAGGCACAAAUCAAAUGAUGAUGUUCAGCAGUAGAGGUAGCAGCAGCAGCAGCAGUAGCAGUAAAAACAAUAACAACAACAACAACAAUAGUAACAGUAAUAGCGACAACAACAGCAGCGUUCCUCCUGGCCUUGGGCCCAGCCUCAGCCUCAGUCUCAGCAUCAGUCGCAGUGGCAGUCUCAGUUGCUGGCUACUAAUGUUGCUAAUUGUUGGCGAAGCCGUUUAUGCUGCUGGCGACGCUGCGAAUGCCACGCAUAGGCUCACACGAACGGAGGAGGCAAAAACUCACCUAGUGGCGAUUGCCGCCCGCAAAUUCCUGACAAUAACAAUGCAGCAGCCAAAUGAUGCACAAACCAAUCGACACCACCAACCGCUGGUAGAGAGUAGUAGCAACAACAACAACAACCACAGCAUCACCACUGCAGCCACUGAAACAGCAACAUUGCCAUCAUCCUCGACAAAUGGAUCGUCCUCGAAGGAUUCUCUCACCACAGCAUUUGCCAUCACACACAAUGGCUUUCCAUAUGAGCAACCGCACGCAUUGACAAUUUCGAGACCGCCAUUUGCCAGCAGGCGGUACAGACGCAACGUUGAAGAGGAUCAGGUGGAUCGCUGUCGUCUGUUCGUUGAGGGCGAUCCCACCAAGAACGAGCUCUACAGUCCCGAAUAUCCGAAUUUGUAUCCUAAAAACAUUAACUGCACGCGUGUAAUAACAGCACCAAAGGGACAAAUCAUACGCCUGGACUUUCGCAACUCGUUCAACAUUGAGGCCAAGGAGGAGUGCAAAUUUGAUUUUCUCGAAAUACGCGAUGGCCAGUAUGGCUUCUCCACCCUCAUCGGCAAAUAUUGUGGCACCGAUUUCCCACCGGAAAUUACAUCGAAGGAACGGUACCUGUGGCUGCACUUUCACUCGGACGAGACAAUCGAGUACAAUGGCUUUAGUGCUGUGUUCGAGUUUCUGGACCGAAAUCGCGAGGCGCCCAGCACCGAUUUGAAUUGCACCAUCGAGAAAGAUGGCUAUGAGGGCUUCAUCAACUCAACCGAUGUGCCGGCGGACAUACGCGACCAGGUGAUUCGCAAUAAGAUUGCCUUGGACUGUAUUUGGCGCAUUCAGGUGCAGGAGAACUGGAAGAUUCAGCUAAAAUUUUUGGAUUUUCAUUUGAGCAAACCGAAUGAUUGUGAAACGAACUUUCUGGAUAUAUUCCCGGAGCAAACAGUGAUGCCAUUGAGAGUGAAAAACUUUUGUGGCUCCGCCGGCGAGAGCAUCACAGCGGAGUCCAACAUUCUGCACAUGAGAUUUUACGCUGAACAAAUUGCGAUUAAUUCGACGUUCGCCAUUCUGUACACAGCUUUUCGGGACCGUGGCACAGCGGCCUGCACUGAGGAGGAAUAUGAUUGUGAGGACGCGACCUGCAUAUCAAAGGAUUUGCGGUGCAAUUUUCGCGAUAACUGCAAAUUUCGUUGGGAUGAGGAGAGCUGUCCGACUGUAUCGGCUUCUCAAUCGGAUCAUGUGGUCAUUAUAAUUGUCGUAUUUGGUUUAAUACUCGGCGGCAUGAUUCUAACAUUUAUUGUGAAUUGCAUACGCAAAAUAAUACGUGAUCAGAAGAUAAUACGUGAGCACAUACGCGAGUCCAAGGAGAGCAAACUGGACGAAAUGGGUCGCAACUCGAAGGCACGUUCGCGCGAGAACAUAUCAAGGCAGAAGCACUCACAGACCUCAUUACAAAUACUCGAUGAUGUCUCCAAUCACUUCUAUCGCGAACCUGUUCCCAUUUCGACGCAAUCGAGCAAGGCGGACUUCAAGGAGAAGGAGCACAGCAUUUUGCGGCGCCACAACGACAUGACCCAAACCAGUUUGUGCGGCGGCAUGGGUGGUCCCGACGAUGGCGAGUCCUCCUCCACGACCACAGCGACGCAUGAAAUCCUGGCAACGGGUCCCACUGCAGCAGCCAUUAGGGGCGUGGUCAAUGCCUGUGAUAUGGGCUGUCAAACGAGGGAAUCGCUGUUUGCCAACAGUCCGAGCGCCGUUGCCACACUAAUGAGACAAAAGUCCAGCUCCUCAUCAUUGGGCGCGACAAGUGCGACCGGUGGCGGGGGCGGAGGUGGUGGUGGCACAUUACCGCCACCACCGCCACGCUUCUUCUCCACAUUUGGGUACGAGCAGGGCGGGCCGCCAUCGCCGGCAGUGCCGCCGCCGCCGCCCGCAGCAUCCGCGAUGCUGUUGAACACGCUCUCGCGUCGCAGCAUGCAUACGCCACCGCAACAGCACGAGUCCCUGGAGCUGGAGGAGCGUCAUAGUCACAGCGGCCAUAGCGGGCCACGUUCGCACUAUGGCCUAAUAGUGGCAUCGACGGUCAACAAGCCGCAGGAGAUGUGUCAUCAUCAUCAUCAGCAUCAGCAGCAGCAUCAGCAUCAGCAACUGCAACAACAGCAACGCGGACGCGGACUGCAUUCGCAUGACGAGCAGCAGCAUCAGCAGCAGCCACCAGCAUCAGCGGUAAUGACAGCUGCACAGCACCAACACACGCACGGACAUGCACAUCUAGCGCCCGGCGGGACGGCCAUACAGCAGCAGACGAUGCCGGCGAAGGGCAAUCCUGUGCCCGGCAAGCAGCAAAAGAACGAGGAGUCCAAAGUCUUCAUUGACAUACGAAACUCCGCGCCAGACGUUAUUAUCAUGACGUCCCAUUGA